AUCACAGUCUUGUCUCGAGAAAAAGGCGGGGCCAAAGGCAGCCGACUCUUCCCUUGUUCCCGCCCCUCUAGGCAAAGUAACCAAUCUAAAUUUGCCUAGAGGAAGGAAACGCAAUCAGGAAUAACCAAUCACUCCGCGAAGCUUCUCGUGCGCGUUAGACCCCGCCCCUCCAGCUGCGACAAAAAUGGCGCACAAGCUCCUGGGUUCUGUAGUUCUCUCGGAAUUCAAAGGGUCCCAUUUUAGAGUUACCCUUUACCGCCCCGCCCCCAGCCGCUUCCAUUCCCCUAGUGCGCAUGUCCACAGCUUCAUAGUAGACGGGGAAAGGAGGAACGGAAGGAAGGAGGCGGGACGAUAUUAAAAAUAAAAAAAACAACCCUCAGCUCAGGAAGCGACAGAGGAGGGGACUGCUCCUCCCAGAAGGCGGUGUAGCUUGCCAGGGCGAACCACGCGGAGGGUUGUGGGGCGGAUAGCUCCGCUCCUAAUGGAGAUGCAUGAUGUAGGGUGGGCGGGGGACUCAAUAUCCCAGCAUGCUCCGCGGCGGGCCCUACCGGCCGCGACUCCGGGCUUGGCCCCGGCCCUAGCUCGUUGGCGGUGUACUGGGGCGCGUGUAGGCUGCAGUCACGGUGGCGCCCGCGGGGACGGAGGAGGGAAUGAGUGAAGAGGAGCAGGGCUCCGGCAUUACCACGGGCUGCGGGCUGCCCAGUAUAGAGCAAAUGCUGGCCGCCAACCCGGGCAAGACCCCGAUCAGCCUUCUGCAGGAGUAUGGGACCAGAAUAGGGAAGACGCCCGUGUACGACCUUCUCAAAGCCGAGGGCCAAGCCCACCAGCCUAAUUUCACCUUCCGGGUCACCGUUGGCAACACCAGCUGCACUGGUCAGGGCCCCAGCAAGAAGGCAGCCAAGCACAAGGCAGCUGAGGUGGCCCUCAAGCACCUCAAAGGGGGGAGCAUGCUGGAGCCGGCCCUGGAGGACAGCAGUUCUUUUUCUCCCUUAGACUCUUCACUGCCUGAGGACGUUCCAGUUUUUACUGCUGCAGUGGCUGCUACUCCUGUUCUGUCUGCUGUCCCAACCAGGAGCUCCCCCAUGGAGGUACAGCCCCCUGUCUCCCCUCAGCAGUCUGAGUGCAACCCCGUUGGUGCUCUGCAGGAGCUGGUGGUGCAGAAAGGCUGGCGGUUACCUGAGUACACAGUGACCCAGGAGUCCGGGCCAGCCCACCGCAAAGAGUUUACCAUGACCUGCCGAGUGGAACGUUUCAUUGAGAUUGGCAGUGGCACUUCCAAAAAGCUGGCAAAGCGUAAUGCAGCGGCCAAAAUGCUGCUCCGAGUGCAUACAGUGCCUCUGGAUGCCCGGGAUGGGAAUGAAGUGGAGCCUGAUGAUGAUCACUUCUCCACUGGUGUGGGCUCCCGCUUGGAUGGACUUCGGAACCGGGGCCCAGGCUGCACCUGGGAUUCUCUAAGAAAUUCCGUGGGAGAGAAGAUCCUGUCCCUUCGCAGCUGCUCCCUGGGCUCCCUUGGUGCCCUGGGCCCUGCUUGCUGCAGUGUCCUCAGUGAGCUCUCCGAGGAGCAGGCCUUCCAUGUCAGCUACCUGGAUAUUGAGGAGUUAAGCCUGAGCGGGCUGUGCCAGUGCCUGGUAGAACUGUCCACACAGCCAGCCACUGUGUGUCAUGGCUCUGCAACCACCCGGGAGGCUGCCCGCGGCGAGGCUGCUCGCCGUGCCCUGCAGUACCUUAAGAUCAUGGCGGGCAGCAAGUGAAGCCCCAGCUGGACUCACGGGCAUGCAUCCUUUGCCCCUGCUCUUCCUGCCCGCUGGCCAAUGUAUCUGUAUCCAGCUCUGGUGCCCCCUGGAGGUGCCGUCUCUACCUCUGACACAGACUGCCUGCCUUGAGGUUCAGGAGAGCGCAGGGCAAGGAGCCAGGGACCAUAAGGCCACAGCCUGCCGGGAUCUGUCCUCAUUGUGAUGGUGAUAACAAGUGGAAAGGAAAUCGGGGGCUCUUCCUUGGAGCCCAGAAUAAACAUGCUGCUCCAUGGGUUCUUAAA
Trichechus manatus latirostris (Florida manatee) is the source of this 2035-nucleotide messenger RNA. RefSeq names its product TARBP2 subunit of RISC loading complex (gene TARBP2). Gene Ontology annotation, molecular function: siRNA binding; pre-miRNA binding; double-stranded RNA binding. The coding region runs from base 651 to 1751 and encodes 366 amino acids. Gene Ontology annotation, biological process: regulation of viral transcription; regulation of miRNA processing; siRNA processing. Lineage: Eukaryota; Metazoa; Chordata; Mammalia; Sirenia; Trichechidae. The record is from RefSeq and is a predicted model, not a curated record. Gene Ontology annotation, cellular component: cytoplasm; RISC complex; nucleus. The transcript has 9 exons.